Messenger RNA from Cyprinus carpio (common carp), 4603 nucleotides. Its product is annotated as poly [ADP-ribose] polymerase tankyrase-2. The record is from RefSeq and is a predicted model, not a curated record. Lineage: Eukaryota; Metazoa; Chordata; Actinopteri; Cypriniformes; Cyprinidae. Gene Ontology annotation, molecular function: protein binding; NAD+ poly-ADP-ribosyltransferase activity.
AGCUCCGGACCGUCAAAGCCCCGCCCAUUCCAAGACCUCGCGCAUUAGAAUCGCAUUCUAUCCGUUUAUUUGAUUUCUGUGGUUUGAGACACAGCUGGACUGACAGCUCUGUACAGUAACAACCAAAGUCACGCGAGCUGAAUCGUUUCUUCUCUUGGGUGGCUGUUAUUGAAAGGCUUUAACUGUGGAGCUCUGCGCCUCUUUCCGGCCUUCAUGUCAAGCCUUUGGGAGAGUGUGUAUUCCGCAGUUCCCACUGUCCGCCCAUAGCUUGUCCAUGUCGCUCCGGCGCUUCUCGGGGGUCAUGGAGAGCUCCGGGUCCGCCGAGCCCAGGGAGCUGUUCGAGGCCUGCAGGAGCGGAGACCUGGAGCGGGUGAAGAAGCUCGUGUGCCCGGAGAAUGUAAACAGCAGGGACACAGCAGGGAGGAAAUCCACCCCGCUGCACUUCGCUGCGGGUUUUGGCCGUAGAGAUGUGGUGGACUACCUCCUUCAGCACGGAGCAAACGUGCACGCCCGUGAUGACGGUGGCCUCAUCUCGCUCCACAACGCCUGCUCGUUUGGUCACGCUGAAGUCGUCAACCUGCUCCUGCAGCAUGGGGCCGAUGCCAACUCCAGAGACAACUGGAAUUACACCCCGCUGCACGAGGCUGCCACCAAGGGCAAGAUCGACGUCUGCAUUGUUUUGCUGCAACAUGGUGCUGAGCCAACGAUCCGAAACACUGAUGGAAGGACAGCGCUUGACCUGGCUGAACCCUCCACCAAAGCUGUGCUGACCGGUGACUAUAGAAAGGAUGAACUCCUCGAGAGCGCAAGAAGUGGAAAUGAAGAAAAACUGAUGAGCCUCCUCACACCAUUAAAUGUGAACUGUCACGCUAGUGAUGGAAGGAAGUCCACGCCUCUGCAUCUGGCCGCGGGUUAUAAUCGUGUGCACACAGUGCAGCUGUUGUUGCAGCAUGGAGCAGACGUGCACGCUAAAGACAAAGGUGAUCUUGUGCCUCUUCAUAACGCCUGUUCUUAUGGUCACUAUGAGGUAGCAGAGUUGCUUGUAAAGCAUGGUGCCUGUGUCAACGCUAUGGACCUGUGGCAGUUCACACCUUUACACGAGGCAGCCUCAAAAAACAGACUAGAGGUCUGUUCACUCCUGCUCAGCUACGGUGCCGACCCAAACUUCCUCAACUGCCACAACAAGAGCGCCAUCGAUCUGGCCCCGACCGCCCUGCUGAAAGAGCGCCUGGCAUAUGAGUUCAGAGGUCACGCUUUGCUGCAGGCAGCACGUGAGGCAGACAUGGCCCGCUUUAAAAAACACCUCUCUCUUGAGACCAUCAACUUCAAACACCCUCUAACCCAAGAAACAGCGCUACAUUGUGUCUCCACGUCGGCGUAUCCCAAGAGGAAACAGAUCUGUGAACUGCUGCUCCGGAAAGGAGCCAACGUCAAUGAAAAGAAUAAAGACUUCCUCACACCUCUGCAUCUUGCCGCUGAGAAGUCCCACAAUGACAUCAUCGAGGUGUUGGUGAAACACGAGGCGAAGGUGAAUGUGGUAGAUAACUUGGGCCAGACAGCGCUGCACCGCGCGGCUCACUGCGGCCAUCUGCAGACGUGUCGUGUGCUCCUGAGUGUUGGAUGUGACCCACUCAUCACCUCCCUACAGGGCUUCUCACCCUCCCAGCUCGCCAAUGAAAGCAUUCAGGAGAUACUGCAAGAAGGAGCAUUUACAGGCAACUCAGAUACAGACAGGCAGCUGUUAGAAGCCUCCAAAUCGGGAGAUCUGGAAGUCGUAAAGAAGCUCUGUACUCUUCAGAACGUGAACUGUAGAGACGUUGAGGGAAGGCAGUCCACACCUCUGCACUUUGCUGCGGGAUACAACCGUGUGGCUGUGGUGGAGUAUCUGCUGCAGCACGGAGCCGAUGUACACGCUAAAGACAAGGGUGGUCUGGUUCCCUUGCACAACGCCUGUUCCUAUGGGCAUUAUGAGGUGGCUGAGCUCCUUGUCCUUCAUGGUGCUGUGGUUAACGUGGGCGACCUGUGGAAGUUCACCCCACUGCAUGAGGCAGCCAUCAAGGGCAAAUAUGAGAUCUGCAAACUGCUGCUUCGGCAUGGUGCCGACCCAACCAAGAAGAACCGUGAUGGAAACACCCCUCUGGAUUUGGUGAAGGACGGAGACACAGACAUUCAGGAUCUGCUCAGGGGUGACGCAGCACUGCUGGACGCCGCCAAGAAAGGCUGCUUAGCUCGGGUUAAAAAGCUCUGCACUCCAGAUAACGUGAACUGUCGAGACACGCAGGGACGGCAUUCCACCCCGCUGCACCUGGCAGCUGGCUAUAAUAAUCUGGAGGUGGCUGAAUAUCUGCUGCAACACGGGGCAGAGGUGAACUCGCAGGAUAAAGGUGGACUCAUUCCUCUACACAACGCUGCGUCUUACGGGCAUGUGGAUGUGGCCGCUUUGCUCAUCAAGUACAACGCAUGCGUCAAUGCCACAGAUAAGUGGGCGUUCACUCCUUUGCACGAGGCGGCACAGAAAGGCAGGACCCAGUUGUGCGCGUUGCUUCUAGAGCACGGGGCCGACCCCACGCUCCGCAACCAGGAAGGCCAGUCGCCGCUGGACCUCGUGACGGCGGACGAUGUCCGAGCUCUCCUCACGGCAGCCAUGCCCCCCUCAGCGCUGCCGGCGUGCUAUAAACCCCAGGUUAUCAGCGUCUCGGCCUCUGGGGCGGUGGUGCCAUCAACUCUCAACUCGAGCCCCACACCGCUCUCUUCAGACUCCAGUAUGGAGGGCCAGUCUGGGACCUUCCCUGAGCUGAGCACUCUUCUACCACCUUCUGGAGCUGAAGCGAUCAUAGACAUAGAGAAGAAAGAGCAGGGUCUAGCUAUAGGGUUGAGUAUCGGCCAGUUUCUUCACAACCUGGGAUUGGAGCAUUUGCUGGAGAUCUUUGACAGAGAACAGAUGUUUAGCGGGCUGACUGAAAUCUUGAGAUGUACUAGAAGAACACGCUGUAAAAUAACUCUGGACGUCCUGGUGGAAAUGGGCCAUAAAGAGCUGAAGGAGAUCGGCAUCAACGCUUACGGUCACAGACACAAGAUCAUCAAAGGAGUGGAGAGACUUAUUAGUGGACCUCAGAGUUUAAACCCUUACUUGACCCUGAACACGACCAACAGUGGAACAAUACUGAUAGACCUGUCUCCAGACGACAAGGAGUUUCAGUCGGUUGAGGAGGAGAUGCAAAGUACGAUAAGGGAACACAGGGAUGGCGGUCAUGCGGGUGGGGUUUUCAACAGAUACAGCAUUGUGAAGAUCCAGAAGGUGUGCAACAAGAAGCUGUGGGAGAGAUACACCCAUCGCAGAAAGGAGGUUUCUGAGGAGAACCACAACCAUGCCAAUGAACGCAUGCUCUUCCACGGGUCACCGUUCGUGAACGCCAUCAUUCACAAGGGCUUCGAUGAAAGGCAUGCGUACAUAGGGGGAAUGUUCGGGGCCGGGAUCUACUUUGCGGAAAACUCUUCUAAAAGCAACCAGUACGUUUAUGGAAUAGGCGGAGGAACCGGGUGCCCUCUCCACAAGGACAGGUCGUGCUACAUGUGUCAGAGACAUCUUCUGUUCUGCCGUGUGACUUUGGGGAAGUCUUUCCUGCAGUUCAGCGCGAUGAAGAUGGCCCACUCGCCUCCAGGACACCACUCGGUCACUGGCCGGCCCAGUGUCAACGGUCUCGCUCUGGCUGAGUACGUCAUCUACAGAGGAGAGCAGGCUUAUCCUGAAUAUCUGAUCACAUACCAGAUCAUCAAACCGGACAGUUCUACAGACUAACACCCAGGAGCAGAAACACAUCUUUCCAUCUCAAAGGAGAGAAACUGCUUGAUAUUGCAUGCAUUUAUUUAUACAAUGUAUAAUUCUUUUCUCUUCCUACAGCUGUCUGCUUUUAUAUCAUCUACAGCAGCUUAUUAAUCAAAUUUUAGACACAAGCCUCACCGGUUCAGUCACUUACACUGGUUACAAAACUUCCAUUUCCUUUCCUUUUCUGUCACAAAGUUUAACUUAUUUAUUUUACAAAGACAAUUGUAUAUAUUUUGUACUAAUUUAUUGAUUGAUGUUUGUAUCAUAAGAGUUUUAUGCCUGAGUUGUAAAUGUUGGCCAGUUUUCAGUGGGAAUACAGGGUCUUUUGAAGUUUUUUUUUCAGCUGAAAAGCAUCCAGUAUUCAGGAUAAAGAUUAUUUGGCAGAACAGCACGAGACUUAAUCCAAGUAUCAAAUUAUCUUACAGUGUCCUCUUGUCUGUGUUGUUGCGCUCUCAAAAAGUAUGAAUUGAACUCUGCUGUGACGAUGUAAAACUGGUGUGUGUUACACAGCUGAACGAGAAGACAAACUUAAUAUUCCUUUCGUUCUCACUCUGCAGUAUAUUGGGUGCUGAAGUAGUUUCUGGGUUUUGAUAAGAAAAUGCUGGGGUGUUUUUUUGUUUGUUUUUGUCCGUCAGAAUAGCCCAGGAGUACUUGUACCCUGUUGUGCAUGUCAUGUCAAGUUUUCCUCUUGCAGUGUCAUGUUUAAGAUGUUUACUUUGUCCUACAACAACAGCGUCGCUAACAUAAUGAACAAUUAAAGAGAAACUUUUUUAUAAA